This is a messenger RNA of Aspergillus brunneoviolaceus CBS 621.78, 1137 nucleotides long. RefSeq names its product putative short chain dehydrogenase/reductase. Gene Ontology annotation, molecular function: acylglycerone-phosphate reductase (NADP+) activity; triacylglycerol lipase activity. Bases 80 to 922 code for a protein of 280 amino acids. Lineage: Eukaryota; Fungi; Ascomycota; Eurotiomycetes; Eurotiales; Aspergillaceae. Gene Ontology annotation, cellular component: endoplasmic reticulum; lipid droplet. The record is from RefSeq and is a predicted model, not a curated record. The transcript is spliced from 7 exons. Gene Ontology annotation, biological process: phosphatidic acid biosynthetic process; triglyceride catabolic process.
UCAAAAGUUGCAAUUGUACCAAACAGCACCUGUGUACUGAGACUUACGGAUAUUAACACGCAAAUCAAAAUAUCAUACAAUGGCCGGCAUCGAUGACAAGCAAAUGUCUGUCCUAAUCACAGGGUGUUCCCCCGGUGGAAUAGGUAACUCGCUGGCUCGUGAGUUCCACAGAAAUGGGCUACGCGUGUUCGCGACAGCAAGAAGUGCAGACACCCUGCAAGAUUUGGCAUCAAUCGACAUCAAUGCUAGACUCGGGGGCAAGGGACUCAAUUACCUAGUGAAUAAUGCAGGCCGCAAUUACACGGUCCCAGCGAUGGAGGCUGAGCUCUCGGAAGUUCGCGCAACUUUCGAAACCAACCUCUUUUCAGUCAUCUACAUUUGCCAGGUUUUCUUGCCUCUUCUCAUCAGAGCCAAAGGAACCAUUGUACAAGUCGGAAGUGUCGCUGGGAUUAUUCCAUAUGUCUUUGGGUCGGUCUACAAUGCCUCGAAGGCCGCCCUGCAUUCAUUCAGUGAUACCUUACGGGUAGAACUCGCUCCUUUCGGGGUCAAUGUCACCACGAUCGUCACCGGAGGUGUACAAUCCCGUAUUGCUCGGAUCAAACGUACGCUCACUCCCAACUCAAGGUAUCUCCCAAUCGAAGAGGAGUACAAUCGACGCGUGGUUCACAGUCAGGAUGGGGCCAUGCCAAAUUCCGAUUAUGCGCGGAGUGUGGUCUCACAAAUACUAUAUGGACCAGCCCCAUUGCGUUGGGUCUGGCCAUGGGCGCCAAGCCGUAGCUGGAUCUGGGAAGGUAACAAAAGUUGGGUUGUUUGGCUUCUCAGUGGGGGGUGGGCUUGGACUGGCCUGUUCCAUUUUAUGAUGACAAGAAUGUUCAAGCUUUACAGAUUGAAGAAGGUGGAAGAUGGGAAAAAGGCCUUGUGAUUUCUUCCAGGUUUACUGGUAAGGGGUCCGUUGUAGUGGGAUUUUGUGCUGAGGACGAGCUUGGAAGAUCCAAUGAGGUAAAUUGAUCUGGUCUUGGGACAGUCAAGUAUGAGCAACUUAGCUAAGGUUUCCACCUUAUCCUUUGCGCCUUCUAUUGAUAACACGAGAAGGAUUGAGUCAAGUAGAGAAAUAUAAAAAAAGGAAGCGCGGCAUAG